This is a messenger RNA of Uranotaenia lowii, 1654 nucleotides long. RefSeq names its product 3-hydroxyacyl-CoA dehydrogenase type-2 (gene scu). Gene Ontology annotation, biological process: estrogen metabolic process; fatty acid metabolic process; androgen metabolic process. Bases 638 to 1405 code for a protein of 255 amino acids. Gene Ontology annotation, cellular component: mitochondrion. NCBI's taxonomy places the organism in Eukaryota, Metazoa, Arthropoda, Insecta, Diptera, Culicidae. Gene Ontology annotation, molecular function: estradiol 17-beta-dehydrogenase [NAD(P)+] activity. The record is from RefSeq and is a predicted model, not a curated record. The transcript has 3 exons.
UCGAGUGAGUCGGUCGCGUAUUCGAGUCGCGGUUUUUGCUUGCGGUUUUUCGCGUGGAGAGAGCGAGAGAGAUUGAGAUCAUCGGAUAUCGUCCGUUCGUUUGAUGUCGUGAUUGAAUGUGCAUGGUUUAUUUCCUUAUUUCUGGUACGGGUGGUGUGAAAGUUGCGGUAUCUAUCUAGUGAGUGAUUGCGUGACACGGUCCUCUCGGUGCAGGAUUAUUUGUCAGCAUUCGGAAUAAAAGUUCAGUGAAACGCUCUGAAUAAUUACGCUGAGUCGAGUUUGUAAUUACGUAAGAAAGUGAGACGAAACGAUACCGGUGCGGUGUGCGCGGGAACGAGAGUGAACGAUCGAUCAAUUGCGAGCGAACGAAAGGGAUAGCAAUAGAAGGAGGACUACGGCGAAGCGAAAAUUUAUAAGUAGUGAAAAAUUUUCCUAGCAGGCCGUGGGGUGUUCUUUUUAUAAAAUUCGAUUGCCACCCCGUGAACGAGAAAAAUAAGGAAAUUUGGCCGCUGCCGUUUUCGGUGCAGUACCCCGAAAAAAUUAGUUACCAGAUUCCUGAGUAAGAGCGCUCUGUUGAGGCAAUUGCAGUUUUCGGAUCGAACGAAAAUUCGCUUCGUUCAGUGAAAUUCGGCCAACUAUGCUGAAGAACGCGGUAGCUCUGGUGACUGGUGGCGCCUCAGGCCUGGGCCGCGCCACAGUGGAACGAUUCGCCCGGACUGGAAGUAAGGUGGUGCUGGCCGAUUUGCCAACCUCCAAAGGUGGGGAGGUUGCCAAGGAGCUGGGCGACAAUGUGGUUUUCGUGCCAGUGGAUGUUCUUUCAGAGAAGGACGUCACCGGUGCUCUGGAGGUGGCCAAGAGCAAGUUUGGUCGGUUGGACGUUGCCGUCAACUGUGCCGGCAUAGCGGUUGCCGUCAAGACGUACAACUUUAACAAGAAAGCCGCCCACAAACUUGAGGACUUCCAGCGGGUACUGUUGGUCAACACGGCUGGAACCUUCAACGUCAUUCGCCUGUCUGCCGGCCUGAUGGGGGACAACGAACCGAACCAGGAUGGACAGCGAGGUGUUAUUGUCAACACGGCCUCGGUGGCCGCCUACGAUGGGCAGAUCGGUCAGGCUGCCUAUGCCGCCUCCAAGGCAGCUGUCGUCGGCAUGACCCUACCGAUUGCUCGGGAUUUGAGCACCCAGGGUAUCCGUAUCUGUACCAUUGCACCAGGGCUGUUCAAUACACCGAUGCUUCAGGCGCUGCCGGAAAAGGUGCGGGCUUUCCUGGCCAAAACUGUACCGUUCCCGCAGCGUCUAGGAGAUCCGGCCGAAUAUGCGCAGUUGGUGGAAUCGAUUGUCGAGAAUCCACUGCUCAACGGGGAGGUCAUUCGGUUGGACGGUGCGCUCAGAAUGAUGCCAUAAGUGCCUGCAUGGAAUUCGAGAGCGGGCUGCUCGAAACAGUCUCUCAGGGGAACCGGAUAAGACCGAUACAACGUGCAUUUAUUAGUAUGUAGAUAGUUACAGUAGCUAGUUGCAACUCCUUUCAAUUUCAGGUACCAGGUACCGUUAACCAAGUAAAAAAUCAUUUUGGAUUUCGACAUUAUCAUUACAGAUACAGUGCUUCCCGGGAAUUUGGCUAAGAAAUAAAGUUUUCCUAAUAGUAGUUUAGAA